Molecule: messenger RNA, 754 nt
Organism: Penaeus chinensis
Lineage: Eukaryota; Metazoa; Arthropoda; Malacostraca; Decapoda; Penaeidae
Exons: 2
Coding region: 57-749 (230 amino acids)
Source: RefSeq, a predicted model, not a curated record
GCCGAGACGCUUUUAUAAGAGAACUUCUGGUAAAUAUAAAAGGACAAGAGAGCCAGAUGCAGGACCUGCGUCAGGAAUGGCAUCGAACGGCCGCCGCCAUGCAACCGCUUGAGGACGACGACCAGACUCUUCAGCACGAGAUCGACCUCAGCCUCCAGGCGAUUCAGCAAAGGAGGGACGCGAUCGAACAAGUGAAGCUAAGCAUCCAGGAAACGAACGAAGAGAAUCAGCAGCUCCUAGCCAACGCCAAUGCCACAGCAGUCGAAACACUUUCCCGUCGAGGCGAAAUGCAAGCUCUGAAGGGCCAGUUGACGCAGCUGAAAGCACUUUCCACUCAAAAGCAGGCGACCAAGACCCAGUUGGAACAGCAGUUCACAGAGCUGGAAAGCGACACGAAUGAAAUCCAGCAGGAAAUAGCUCAGCUGGAAAAGAAAACGAAAAUCCUCAAGAGUGUUAUAGUCGUACCUAAUGAUGAGAAAACGAGCCUACAGAAAUCGAUCACGUGGUUAAAGGAGGUUAUAACGAAGAAGCAGAUAGAAAACACCCAGCUCCAAAUAGCAAUUGCUCAGCUGAAUGGCACAAUAAGUCACCUGGUAACUGAGAACGAACUGCAGAGUAAUAAAAGGGAGACUAUCAAAGAAGAAUUAAAGGGACUCCAAGUUUCACUGAAUUCCCUGAGGAACAAGAGAGAUCAGCAGCAAGAGAUCUUAGCGGCGGCAGAAAGAGAACGUCUGAGCGACUGUAUUUAGCGAAU